AUGGAUGAGGAGGUUCAGGAACUGCAUCAUUUAUUGCCAGAUGAAGUCAAGAAUGAAGAUGUGAGAAGAAAUGUUAUGAUUCAAGGCAGACCUCAGUGGCAGAAAGGCAGCUGCAGGGUCAAGAAUUGGGAUAACUCCAUUCCUUGCAUAGGUGGGAAUUUCCAAGAAGCAAUUCACACAUUGGAGGAAACAUACAAAUGCUUGGAGUGUGGAAUGAACUUCUCAGAUCAAAGCCAGUAUAAUCUCCAUUUCAGAAUGCACACUGGAAAGAAAACCAAUCAAUGCCUGAAGGCCAUGGUUCACAGAGCAGAGUUCCUUAGGCAUCUAAAAACACAUUCAGGAGAGAAACCUUAUAGCUACUCAGACUGUGGCAAAAGGUUCUCAGAGAAAUCAGACCUUGUUCAACACCAAAAGAAUCAUUCAGGAGAGAAGCACUUUAUGUGUUCAGAGAGUGAAAUGAUGUUUUUGGAUGGAAGAAAAGGUAAUGCACAUUUUUCAAAGCCUGGUAUACUGAAAGCAUGUAAAUGCUUUCGGUGUGGAAAGUACUUUAACUUCAGAUCACAACUCCUUGUGCACCAAAAGAUCCACGCAGAGGAGAAGCCCUUUGAAUGCUCAGAGUGUAGGAAGAGAUUCAGUCACAGUAGCAGUCUUCAAAAACAUCUAAGAACCCACACACGGGAGAAACCUUUUGAAUGCUCAGAGUGUGGGAAGAGAUUCGGUCACAGUAGCAGUUUUCAAGAACAUCUAAGAACCCACACAGGAGAGAAGCCUUUUGAAUGCCCAGAGUGUGGGAAGAGAUUCAGGCACAGUAACAGUUUUCAAGAACAUCUAAGAACCCACACAGGGGAGAAGCCUUUUGAAUGCUCAGAGUGUGGGAAGAGAUUUAGGCACAGUAGCAGUCUUCAAAAACAUCUAAGAAUUCACACAGGGGAGAAGCCUUUUGAAUGCUCAGAGUGUGGGAAGAGAUUCAGUCACAGUAGCAGUUUUCAAGAACAUCUAAGAACCCACACAGGGGAAAAGCCUUUUGACUGCCCAGAGUGUGGGAAGAGAUUCAAUCACAGAAGCCAUCUUCAAACUCAUCUUAGGAUCCACAAAGGACAGAAGCCUUUUGAAUGCUCAGAGUGUGGGAAGAGAUUUGGUCAGAGUAGCAAUCUUCAAAAACAUCUAAGAACCCACACAGGGGAGAAGCCUUUUGAAUGCUCAGAGUGUGGAAAGAGAUUCAGUCAGAGUAGCGGUCUUCAAGAGCAUCGAAGAACUCACACAGGAGAGAGGCCUUUUGAAUGCUCAGAGUGUGGGAAGAGAUUCAGUCGGAAUGGCACUCUUCAAAGUCAUCAUCAAACAACCCACACAGGAGAGAAGCCUUUUGAAUGCUCAGAGUGUGGGAAGAGAUUGAGUCGCAGUGGCGAUCUUCAAAUUCAUCUAAGAACACACACAGGGGAGAAACCUUUUGAAUGCUCAGAGUGUGGGAAGAGAUUCAGUCAAAGUAGCAAUCUUCAAAAACAUCUAAGAACCCACAGAGGGGAUAAGCCUUUUGAAUGCUCAGAGUGUGGGAAGAGAUUCUAUCAUCGAGGCCUUCUUAAAACUCAUCUAAGGACCCACAAAGGGCAGAAGCCUUUUGAAUGCUCAGAGUGUGGGAAGAGAUUCAGUCACAAUAGCAGCCUUCAAAUACAUCUAAGAAUCCACACAGGGGAGAAGCCUUUUCAAUGCUCAGAGUGUGGAAAGAGAUUCAGUCGCAGUGGCGAUCUUCAAGGUCAUCUAAGAACCCACACAGGGGAGAAGCCUUUUGAAUGCUCAGAGUGUGAGAAGAGAUUCAGUCACAGUAGCACUCUUCAAAAACAUCUAAGAACUCACACAGGGGAGAAGCCUUUUGAAUGUACAGAGUGUGGGAAGAGAUUCAGUCAGAGUAGCUAUCUUCAAAAACAUCUAAAAAUCCACACAGGGCAGAAGCCUUUUGAAUGUCCAGAGUGUGGGAAGAGAUUCAGUCUGAGUAGCUAUCUUCAAAAACAUCUAAGAACCCACACAGGGCAGAAGUCUUUCUAA
Heteronotia binoei (common prickly gecko) is the source of this 2040-nucleotide messenger RNA. RefSeq names its product zinc finger protein 658-like. Gene Ontology annotation, biological process: regulation of transcription by RNA polymerase II. Lineage: Eukaryota; Metazoa; Chordata; Lepidosauria; Squamata; Gekkonidae. Gene Ontology annotation, molecular function: RNA polymerase II transcription regulatory region sequence-specific DNA binding; DNA-binding transcription factor activity, RNA polymerase II-specific. Gene Ontology annotation, cellular component: nucleus. The record is from RefSeq and is a predicted model, not a curated record. The transcript has 2 exons. Bases 1 to 2040 code for a protein of 679 amino acids.